Molecule: messenger RNA, 2162 nt
Organism: Centruroides sculpturatus (bark scorpion)
Lineage: Eukaryota; Metazoa; Arthropoda; Arachnida; Scorpiones; Buthidae
Gene: cass
Product: apoptosis inhibitor 5-like
Exons: 1
Coding region: 133-1689 (518 amino acids)
Biological process (GO): negative regulation of apoptotic process
Cellular component (GO): nucleus
Molecular function (GO): RNA binding
Source: RefSeq, a predicted model, not a curated record
AAUUCUUAGAAGCGCCACUCGACGUCGAAAUCAAAAGUAACGUGUGCUGCCAUUAUUAUUCAGUGUUAAAAUUGAAAAUUCUUUUACCGGUUGCUUGGUUAGAAGGAAAAGUAAGGGAAAUUAGUUUUAAAAAUGGAUAACGUGGAGAAGCUGUAUCAGAACUACGAUAUAUUAGCAGAUGCCGAAACUAAAGGUAAGGCGGCAGACUUUGAACAGAAAUAUUUAGAGAUAUUGGAAGCAGUUAAAGGAUCGAGUAAUGAAAAGCGAUUGGCAUCUCAAUUCAUUUCUCGUUUCUUUAAGAAUUAUCCACAUUUAUCAGACAAGUCAAUAGAUGCUCAAUUAGAUUUGUGUGAAGACGACGACGUUGCAAUUCGUAAACAAGCUAUCAAAGAUUUACCGAGUUUCUGUAAAGAUAGAAAGGAAUAUGUUCCAAAAAUAGCCGACGUCUUGGCCCAACUCCUUGCCACCGAUGAUUCUACGGAACUAUCCGUAGUCCACCAGUCUCUAAUGAGCUUGUUCAACGUCGAUGCCAAAGAUACUUUCGGUGGUCUGUUUUCGCAGAUAAAUGCCGGAGAAGAGAUCGUUCGAGAAAGAGCCAUCAACUUUCUGGGCGGUAAGGUGAAGUCGUUGCCCGGCGACGUGCUUACCAGAGACGUAGAAGAUUAUUUGUUUCAAGAAUGCAAAAAGGUGUUCGAAGACAUCACCGGUGAGGAAUUUGUCACGGUUAUGGGUAUGCUGUCGGGCUUAAAGAUGGCCAAGACCGUCGGCGGACAGCAGCUUUUGGUCGAAAUGAUUGCGGAACAGGCCGGUUUCGAAAAAGAUUUCGAUCGCGGCGACACCGACAGCGUCGAUAGACUCGUCCAGUGUAUCCGUCAGGCUCGGCCGUACUUUUCGCCUUUUGUUAGUUCCGGCCAAUUCGUGCAUUACGUGUGCUUCCAGGUGCUACCCGUGUUGUCCGAGUUGCCGCCUCUACAAGAAGGCGUAGAUGUUGCGUUGGAGAUUUUGAAAUUGUUGGCUGAAAUGUCGCCGUUUGCUAAUAACAUGGAAGAUACUCCUAAAUGUUUGGAAAUGGUUUAUAAGAGAUUAUUGGAAUAUAUGCCCUUACCUCCAUCCGACGAGACGAUUGAAAAAUCUACGGAAGAACCGUCUCUUCAGUUGUCGCACGUAGAAUGUUUGAUGUUUGCCUUUCAUCAGCUUGCUAAACGAUAUCCGGAAUUCUUAACUGCCGAAGAAAAUGCGGAGAGAUUACGUGAUCUGAAGCUCAGAUUACAAUACUUAGCAAGAGGUAUUCAGGGUUAUAUUAAAAAAUUGAAAGAAGCUUUACACGGUAAAGUAGGAAGUGAGCUGAAGACGGAGGAAAAUAAAAUAAAAGUUGUUGCACUACGCACCACUUCUAACAUCAAUACGUUAAUUAAAGAUUUAUUUCAUAAUCCGCCUUCUUACAAGAGCACAAUAACACUAUCGUGGAAACCACCCAGCAGUAGUUCGGGUGGCAUCAACAUAUCAGAUACUAUAAAAAGAAAAAAUAAAACACCCAUUACGUAUGACGAAUCUGCCGAAAUAAAAAAAACAAAAGGAGAGCGAGAACUUUAUAGCCCACCGAGUGGAAAAUAUAGUACGAAUGUGAAAUUUCCCAGUCCCAAUCGAGGACGAGGAUACGGUUACAGAAGAGGAAGAGGAAGAUAUUAAUUUGUUUUAAUGUAAAAAAAUCACAAUAUAUCAAAUUUGUCAUCAAAUUGACUUUAGUUUUUCAUUUGCAUCUCAAGGACAGACAUUUGAAUUUGUUAAGUUUAAUUCUAAUUUUGUACUUUCACCAAUUCGAUAUUUGUAUAAAAAAUACUUCAUUAACAUUAAAGGUAUUUGACUCAGUUAAGUGUAAUUUAAUCUUUAAAUUUUAAAUUCUUUAUAUAUAAUACAUGUUUACAGCUGUAAUUUUUAGAAAUCUUGUUAAAUUUAACUUAAAAAUAAUAAAAUCUAGGAUAUAAAUAUAAUCAUUUUAGUAUAUAAUUUAAUGAGGGAACCUAAAGGAUCUUGUGAACUGGAAAAGUUUUUCACUUGAAACAUUCAGUAACUUAAUGUGACAUCAUCAACUUAAUAUAUAUUUUUUAAUUCCAUCAAUUGAAGAUAGUUAAAACCAGAAUUAUAAAAAUUUUUCUAAUGUA